Molecule: messenger RNA, 1800 nt
Organism: Hevea brasiliensis (rubber tree)
Lineage: Eukaryota; Viridiplantae; Streptophyta; Magnoliopsida; Malpighiales; Euphorbiaceae
Product: glycerol-3-phosphate acyltransferase 5-like
Exons: 2
Coding region: 143-1618 (491 amino acids)
Biological process (GO): cutin biosynthetic process
Cellular component (GO): membrane
Molecular function (GO): phosphatase activity; glycerol-3-phosphate 2-O-acyltransferase activity
Source: RefSeq, a predicted model, not a curated record
AGGAAGAGAAAUAAACAAGUAUAUGAAGUGGUAUUUGUACGCUGAUAAACUGCCUAAUUCAGUCAGUCCAAAUUCUAAUCCCAUUACCUUUUAACCCAUAUUUGUCACCUUCAACCUCCAAACAAAAUCCAAAUCCUGAUCCAUGGAGCAUUCUGUUGUUUCAGAGCUUGAAGGAAGUCUUCUCAAAGACCCUGACCCCUUCUCCUACUUCAUGUUAGUUGCAUUCGAGGCAUCGGGUUUGCUUCGUUUUGCUUUGUUGUUGAUUUUAUGGCCUGUCAUUUGCUUAUUAGACGUAUUAGGGGUGGGAGACUCUGGCCUAAAGCUAAUGAUCUUUGUUGCCACUGCUGGUGUUCGUGAAUCGGAGAUUGAAUCGGUAGCAAGAGCUGUUCUGCCCAAGUUUUUUAUGGAUGAUAUUGACAUGGAGACAUGGAAAGUUUUCAACUCCUAUGAUAAAAGGGUUGUGGUGACUAAAAUGCCUAGGAUUAUGAUCGAGAGAUUUGUGAAGGAGCAUUUGCGAGCUGAUGAAGUUGUUGGAAGUGAACUCGCAGUGAACCGAUUUGGACUCGCCACAGGUUUUAUUAAAUGUGUGCACAUUGAUUCUUUUAUCUCUAGGCGAGUUGCCAAGCUGUUUACAGACGAAAAGCCCACUUCAGGAUUGGGAAGGACUACUUCAGCUUCUCCAUUCUUGUCUCUAUGCAAGGAACAAAUGCACCCACCAUUCAUCAUGGAGCAGAAGGAACAUGCCCACCAGCUCAUCGUGCCUCUUCCGGUGAUCUUUCAUGAUGGCAGGCUCGUCAAGCGCCCAACACCAUCCACUGCUCUGCUCAUCAUCCUAUGGAUUCCAUUGGGAAUUAUACUUGCAUUACUGAGGAUCGUGGUGGGAAUAAUGUUACCGAUGUGGGCUAAACCCUACUUGUCGCGAUUAUUUGGAGGCAAAGUCAUCGUCAAAGGCAAACCACCACCGCCAGCUUCCUAUGGCAGUAGUGGUUUCCUUUUCGUAUGCACUCACAGAACUCUAAUGGAUCCUGUGGUAUUAUCCACAGUGCUCAGACGGAAAAUUCCUGCAGUAACAUACUCCAUUUCACGAUUAUCAGAGAUCUUAUCUCCGAUCCCCACCGUCCGAUUAACAAGAAUCCGGGAAGUGGAUGCAGAGAAAAUCAAACGGGAAUUAAUCAAAGGAGAUCUGGCGGUAUGUCCAGAGGGAACAACAUGCAGAGAACCAUUUCUAUUGAGAUUUAGUGCACUUUUCGCAGAAUUAACAGACCGAAUAGUGCCAGUGGCGAUGAAUUACAGGGUAGGAUUUUUCCAUGCAACUACAGCUAGAGGGUGGAAAGCUUUGGACCCUAUCUUUUUCUUCAUGAACCCUAGACCAGUUUACGAGGUGACAUUCUUGAAUCAGCUGCCAGUGGAGGCUACAUGCUUGUCUGGGAAGAGCCCACAUGACGUUGCAAAUUAUGUGCAGAGAAUGUUAGCCGCUACGUUAGGAUUUGAGUGUACAAACUUUACAAGAAAGGACAAGUACAGGGUGCUUGCAGGGAAUGAUGGAACUGUAUCAUAUACUUCUUUUCUUGAUCAGAUGAAGAAGGCAGUGAGCACUUUCAAGCCCUUUUUUCACUAAUAUUUAGACGAUACGAGAAUAAGAUUAUUAUUACUUUUUUCUUUCUGUAUCUUGUUAUAAUUAUUUUUUUUUUAAGACAUAUAUGGUUUUUGUUCUGUAAGCGGCUGUCUCUGUAUUUUAUUUUUUGGAAAUUUUAUUUCUAGAAUUGUUGAAUAAUGUCUAAGAGAUGCCUAAUGUUAAUU